GCCCCGCCCCGCCCCCCGCGCGGCGCGCAGGCGCAGCGGCUGUUUCUCUAUAUAAGGGUUGCGCCUGGCCGGGCUCGCGCUGUCAUCGGGAGGAUGUCGCGAUACGGGCGAUACGAGACCAAGGUGUACGUGGGGAACUUGGGCACGGGCGCCGGCAAAGGCGAGCUGGAGAGAGCCUUCAGCUACUAUGGACCGCUGAGAACCGUGUGGAUCGCCAGGAACCCGCCGGGGUUCGCCUUCGUGGAGUUCGAAGACCCCCGGGAUGCUGAAGAUGCUGUGCUUGGCCUCGAUGGGAAGAUAAUAUGCGGCUCCAGAGUCAGAGUGGAAGUAUCCACAGGGAUGCCGCGCCGCUCCCGCUACGACCGGCCCCCAGCCCGGCGCCCCUUCGACCCCAACGACAGAUGCUACGAGUGUGGUGAGAAAGGCCACUAUGCCUAUGACUGUCACCGCUAUAGCCGGCGAAGGAGGAGCAGGUCCCGGUCUAGAUCCCGCUCGAGGUCUCGAGGAAGAAGGUAUUCCCGGUCACGCAGCCGCAGCCGUGGUAGGAGAUCCAGGUCAGCUUCCUACCGCAGGUCCCGGUCGAUGUCUCCUCGUAGAUACAGAUCAUUCUCACCCCGCAGGUCCCGCUCUGGUUCUCUAAGAAGGUCAAGAUCUAGGUCCAGGUCACGCUCCAGGUCCCGGUCUGUUGUAUGGCCUCGAAGCAGGUCUGAGUCUCAUGGUAGAUCUAAAUCUGGCUUACCUGCUAAAAGCCGCUCAAAGUCCAGAUCACCAUCUCCAAAGAGAAGUCACUCACCAUCAGGAAGCCCUUGAAGGAAUGAAAGUCCUAAAAGAAUGGGUUCAAAUUUAAGAAGUUUAGUAAAAAUUUAUUUUGUUUACAUUAUAAGGGAUUUUGUGAUGUAAGGGCUUAGUCCUAGAAGGCUGUUUCUAUUGACUAGCAAUUGGCAUGAAUCUCUACCUUCUAAAAGCCUUGUUAGCAGACUAAUACAAAACUCUUCUGUUGUGUUUGUGUUCUGUGAUCUGAAAAUGUUCGGCUUUUUUUUUUUUUUAUUGGUGCAUUGAAAUAAACUGCAUUUCUAACUAAUCAGUUGUGAUAACCCCACUGUUCACAGUUUGGGAUGGGGAAGCAGGCAGCGUGCCCCUGGGGUGAAAAACAGCAGGCAGGUUGGGACAGGCAUGUGUGCCUUCUGCAUCCCUAUGCAGCACCAGCUAGAGGGAAAAGGUACCAAUCUGUUGUGUGUAUACUACAUGUCUGUAUACCUUUUUUAGGAAAUUUAAGGGGUUUUGUGGAGAUCACAAAGCACAACCUGCCAAGUAGCAGGAUCUGUGUAGAAUGGAGAGCUCAAGUUCCUCGUGUCUGCCUGGUUCCAUCCUGGCAGUGAAGUGUACCCAGGGAAGGGUCCUGCUGCUGUGCUGAUUUGUGGUUGCUUUGGGAAACCAGACUGACCCCAUCUCACCAUGGAUAGAUUACUGGAUUAGUAAAAUAGUUCAGGAUUUUUGCCAAUUUGCUUCAUCUUUGCAGCUGAUAAUGGCUGUUACCAGAAUAGAAAGGAAAUUUUGGAGUACCAGGUAAUUUUAGGAAUAGUAGGAAGGGGAGAGCAUGCUGUUUUUCUGGGGUGGCUGAACACCUGCCUGCCCAAGGGAAGUGGGGAAUAAAUUCUUUUGCUUUUGUUUUAUUAAA
Messenger RNA from Haemorhous mexicanus (house finch), 1678 nucleotides. Its product is annotated as serine/arginine-rich splicing factor 7-like. Gene Ontology annotation, biological process: mRNA splicing, via spliceosome. Gene Ontology annotation, molecular function: zinc ion binding; RNA binding. Gene Ontology annotation, cellular component: nuclear speck. The record is from RefSeq and is a predicted model, not a curated record. Lineage: Eukaryota; Metazoa; Chordata; Aves; Passeriformes; Fringillidae. The transcript has 9 exons. The coding region runs from base 94 to 810 and encodes 238 amino acids.